UGCCGGGUUAGGGGUCAGCGAUGGCGGCGGUGUCGAGAAGCUUUGAGCUUUUUCUCUUCGUGUCGCAGCUGCACGCGCUGUUGGGCGGCGACUCCUUCAGCACUAAGGAUCCCAACCGAGGGCUCUCGGCUGAAAGCUCUUUGCUUCCAACCACCAUUCUGAACACUACACCUAGUACUUUGCCGGCAGCAGUGAGCACGGUGUCAUCUCACCUACCAGACUGUCCCAGUGCUGGACUCUGCAGCAAGUUGCCUGCAUCCUGUAUGACUUGUGAGAUGCAUAACAAGUGUGUGUAUGGCAAAGAUGCAACAUUUAAUUGCACAACAAAGCCAGGAGUACAGUGUGUAGAUGAGAAUAAAGUGGAUCAGAAAUUUUUCCAAAUAACCAUGAUCUGUCGAUUUUGUUGGCAACUACCACCCACUGAAUACAAUUGCACAAACUUGAAAAUCUGCAAGACAGUUCAAUGUCCUCGUGAAUAUUACAUUUCCAACUGUACCGUUCUACCCCAUGUCCAUUGUUUGGGGUAUCGGGAGUUCCAAAAGAAAAUGUAUUGCAAUUUGACAGGGGGCUACAAAUGGUCAACCGCACUGGCUCUAAGCAUCACACUGGGUGGCUUUGGAGCAGAUCGUUUCUAUUUGGGCCAGUGGAAGGAGGGUCUCGGCAAACUCUUCAGCUUCGGAGGCCUUGGAAUCUGGACCUUAAUAGAUGUGCUGCUGAUCGGCAUUGGAUAUGUGGGUCCUGCGGAUGGUUCUUUGUAUAUUUGAUCUGAAAAUCAGGCCUUGCCUGCAUUGACUGAAUUUUAUACAUUUUCUUUAGCCAGAAGACAGCACCAAACAGAACUGUGAAUGUGGUUGCUGAUGGGGGAAGAUUGCUUGUGUAUCUCACAGCUGCUGCUUAAUGUGUACAGUAUCUGUACUGAGCAUUUUUGCCUUGACUUGCUAAGGUAAUAAGGAAUUGUAUGAACAUUGUAUCAGAUCACAUUUUUUCAGUUAUGUGCAGCCAAAAGUCAGUGAAGUGUCGAGUAGCCUUAUUUUCACCCAUUGCAUUGGUUUCUUCAGACACUGUCGAGGUGAAAUAAUUUACAACCACUGUAAAAUAUCUCUGCACUGCUGUUGGGAUCUUGGAAGGAACGUUGGAUGCAUGAAAUGGGAGUAGAUUCUGAAAAUCUUUUAGUAGCAGAUUAAGAAUGAACUAAGUUGGGGAAAGGACUUUGGUAGGAAUGAUGGUGGCAGCUGUCAAGGUGCUUACAGUACUGGGAUUAGAAUGGCGACUGGGCUGCUUGCAAAACUGCUCAAUUAACUUAUUGUGGAAUCCUGUAGCAAAUGAGACCUGGAUUCGAUUGCUGGCAGG
Molecule: messenger RNA, 1350 nt
Organism: Callorhinchus milii (elephant shark)
Lineage: Eukaryota; Metazoa; Chordata; Chondrichthyes; Chimaeriformes; Callorhinchidae
Gene: tm2d3
Product: TM2 domain containing 3
Exons: 6
Coding region: 21-764 (247 amino acids)
Source: RefSeq, a predicted model, not a curated record